This is a messenger RNA of Xenopus laevis (African clawed frog), 3087 nucleotides long. RefSeq names its product oocyte zinc finger protein XlCOF7.1-like. The coding region runs from base 268 to 2025 and encodes 585 amino acids. NCBI's taxonomy places the organism in Eukaryota, Metazoa, Chordata, Amphibia, Anura, Pipidae. The transcript is spliced from 10 exons. The record is from RefSeq and is a predicted model, not a curated record.
ACAUUUUUUAUUUUGCACAGCCAAUUUAUUUACCCAGUUUUUAUUUUUAUACUGAACUGUUCCUUUAAGAGUCAAAGUAAUGCCCACGUUCAGGCUCAGUAACAUUGUCCACUGAAUGUUCUAGAAGGAUAUACAGGGACACUUUGUGGUUAAAUGAGUUGUCCAGCUGGAAUUAUAUGCCUCGUAUAUAAAAUCUAAAGAUGGGGAGUUUCUAUUGGUCUGUGAUUGUUUUCCAUGUUCUAUACAGCAAGUACCUGAAACACAUGCAUGGCCACAACUGUAACAAUAUACCUCAGUCUCCCAGUAAGAUCCCAGAUCUGUCACGAGUGGGUAAAACAGAACCCAAACAGCUGUAUGUCUGUUAUCAUGAGCAACGAGAAGGCGACCGAGAAGAUCCUCAAUCUCAUCCUGGAGAUCAUUUGUCUGCUGACUGGAGAGGAGUGCAUUGUUGUGAAGAAGAAUGGUGACCAUAUCACGGAUGUAAUCAAUAAAAUCCACAGUCCUAAAAUUAAUCCCCCUCCUCAAUUAUCAGCAUGUAAUAAGAUCCCUCACCUGCCAGUCACUGAGGUUCCACUUCACUAUGAGGAUGGAGUUGUUUGUCUCUCCACGGAGGAAUGGGAAUAUACAAAAAGGCACGAAUACUCAGAAAAACACAAAGGUCGUAAUAAAGGCAUAAUGAGAGAAAAUCAACAGCCCUGCAAGCCAGUUGGUUGUGACGUUGUUGGUGCAGUGAAUAAAACAGACUCAGGGAUGAGAAGUGAGGAAAUCCUAAAGGAACCAGAUACAAUUGCAGAUUGUAAUGGAAAUAUUCCGGAGAGCUGUCCCAUUGCUCCGUGCUCUGGGCAGGAUUAUACAGAUGGAGAGAGCGUGGCCUCACACAAUUCUCAGGUCCGACCAAUAGAAAUGAUGUCACAUACGUAUAAGGAAGAGGAGAUUCCUAUAGAAAUCCGUAUUGGUGAAUAUGGUGACAGAAUCACAUCCCAGAAGUCUCCCAUUGGACAGUACUCAGACAAUGCAGUGGCAGAACAUGAAGUCUCAAAAAAGUAUCAGAUCAGGCUGCCUGAUUCAAUAACCCAACCGGAGAACAGUGAAAAUAUAUUGUUACCCCAAGAGGAUGCAUUUCUACCCCAACAGUGGAAGACGGAGGCAAUCCCCAUGGAAAUAUCUGAAAAUCCUGUCAGCUUGGAAACCCAGUUUAACUCCAGUCCCAUUUACCACCCUGACCCGCUGCAUGAAACGGAUCAGUACCAGGAUCAGUACCAGGAUGCUGAGCAAUAUCAAGAGCAGUGUGUUAGUGGUAAGCCUUACAGCCUUGCUGAGGAUAAGGGUUCUCAUUUGGAGGAAAUUCGGGAUCACGCUGAGUUUCCCAGAGACAACAAAUACCUUUCACAGGUGCUUCCCAAUAGGUCCAUCCAAGGUUUUGCUCCGCCCAUCACACAGGAUCCAUCAGUGACCUAUAACUGUGCAGUGUGUAGAAAGGACUUUAGGAAUAACCGGGAAUUUCUGAUGCACCUGAAAUCACACAGUCCUGAGCCAACGUGCUCUGGGAGCAGUGAGAACUUGUCUAAUUAUUCAGGCUUUGCCCAGCAGAACAUCCAGAGAGGAGAAUGUGUUCAAUCGGUACUUCCCAAAAUAAAGAUGGCCGCACCUCAGCAAGUCCGUGCCGCAAAGAGAGGCUGCGUGUGUCCGACUUGCGGCAAAGGUUUCAGCCAAAGUUCAGACCUCGUUGUACAUCAGAGAAUCCACACGGGGGAAAAACCUUUUGUUUGUUCUUACUGUGGCAAAUCCUUUACCCAGAGAGGACAUCACAUUUCUCAUUUACGCACCCACACGGGAGAGAAGCCCUUCUCCUGUUCCCAGUGCGGGAAACGCUUUACACGGAAUUCUACCCUGCGCUCACAUCAGAGGACUCACAUACUCCCUAAAUACUCCUGUCCUGACUGCGGCAAAUGUUUCACAAACCACACAAUUCUCUCUGCACAUCAGAAGACUCACAGCAAAAAGCUGCAAUCUGCAAGUCGAUAAAAUAUACAGCUAUGGGAUCUGGGAUUCUCCAAAUAAUAUAUUAUAUUAUUAUCUGUAAUUUUGAUCUCCAUACCUUAAGUGGGUGGAUUAAGGGUCGAAUUGAAAAUUCAAAUUUUUUUUAUGGUCAAAACUCUCGAAUCGUGAAUUAUCCAAACUCGAUUUGAGUUUGAAUUUCGAGAUUUAUCACACUCCAGCCCUUUUAAAACUCGGAUUUGACUAAUCGCCACCUAAAACCCGCCGAGUUCAUGUAUAAGUCAAUGGGAGAGGUCCAGGCAUCAAUUUGAACAUGUUAUUAGCCUUCCUGACAUUCCAGUUUUGUUUCGGAGAAAAAACUCUAUAAUCAAGUUUGGUCCAAUUCGAUUCAAAUUCGAUUUGAGUUUUCGAGUCUGUAAAAUUAGACUGCAAUUGAAAGCUAUACUCGAUCUCCGCUUCUAUAAAACUUUCAUGAAUAGUAAGCAGAGGUUUUACGAAUCGGGAGAUAAAUGCAACAAGCAAUUUGCUCCGACACUAAAAAUUUUAAACCUGAUAACAUAUGUUACAUCAAUAAACGAUAAAGAUCAUCAGGUGCAGUGUGAUACACAAAGUAUAGAAUCUAUCUUCCAAAAGUAUUACCGGACUUUAUACAAACUUAAGAUAUCCGGAGGGCACAAGGGAGACAAGGUUUGCAGGUUUGAAGCAUUUAUCAGAAACCCAAAGAAUAGACUUAGACCUCCCUCUUCCCCAAAGAAGAUAGAAACAACAAUAGAUUCAUUAACACCAGAAAAGAGCCUGGGCCAGAUGGAUACAGUGGCUUGUAUUAGAAGACAUAUAAUAAAGAACUUGCCCCAAUACUAUGUUCUUAUUUCAAUAAUAUAAACACUAAACGGGUUUCAUAAGCAAGCAAAGGACAAAGGACGCACAUCACAAUUAUACCAAAGACCCCCAAUUAUGCGCAAGUUAUAGACCGAUCUCAUUAAUAAAUUUACAGGGGAAUGUAAUAAAAGUCGCAAAGAGCAAAACAAUUCGCACCAAUAAGACUAAAUAUCCACAUCUCGCAAUGUAAUAUUGUUCCUUAAACUGUUA